AUGAAAGUACAGAAACGUCUCCCUCUUUUACUGGGCUGUUGGACUCUUUUUUACCUGGAAUUUAUCCCCGCGGCAUUGAGCCACGCAGGGACCGCACACGGCGCAUCUGAACACAUACAGGAAGAUAACACGGGCGUUGGACAGGAGAGAUCACAGCCCAGGAGCGCGGGUACAGUUAAACUCAUGGUGGGGGAUUACAGCACCGCGCUGCGCAAGCCCACGAACGGAGCGCGGAUCACGCGCAUAAGGACGGGACCCCCGCUGAUUAAAGGCGAGUCCACCAAAACCAAAACUUUGACAUCAGUGACAGCGCGGAGCAGCGCACCAUCAAGUCAAGUUCGAGGCGCGAUAAAUUUAGGAAGAAAGGAGGCAGCGCGCUCUUGGGUACCUGGAAACACUGCUAGAACAAACGCGCCUACAGCACCCAGGGCGUUAGCCGCACAUGCAGGCAAAGCCCCGGUUGCACGAGGGAAAGUAAAGGCUGUCAAAACAUCUGCGGCGCCGGCCAGGACCGGACAGCAGAAAUCUGCUGUUUUGCAAAAGCAUGUCUCUCCGCUGGCGCAACGGAGUUCGAAAGCCGCGGAGAAGCCCGGUGAUAGAGGCUCUCCAAAGCACCCGCUGGUGACCCCACAUGACUACAUGUUGUCACUGUAUUGGUCUCUGUCCACGGGAGAAGUCAACAGCAGCGUGUUGCACGAAGCUGGUUUGGCCAAUACUAUCACCAGUUUCGUGGACAAAGGACAAGACGAGUGGCUGCCGCAGCUCCGCAGGCAGAGGUACCAGUUCAACAUCAGCUCCCUGGAGAAGGAGGGCCUUCUGGGAGCGGAGCUGCGCAUCCUCCGCAAGAGACAGCCAGACCCCCGGAGGGCCCGCUCCGCAGGGCCCGCCCUCAGCCUCCGGCUCCUCACCUGCCCCGCAGGUAAGCAGAAGGCCAUGCUGCUCCAGUCCCGUCCUGUGGAAGACCACGACGCGCCCAAGUGGGAAGUGUUCGACAUCUGGAAGCUCUUCAAGAAUUUCAAGAACACGGUGCAGCUGUGCUUCCAGCUGGAGGUGGCGGAGGCCGGCGGGCGGGCAGCGGACAUGCGGGCCCUGGGCUUCGCCCGCCAGGGCCGCCAGACCAAGGAGAAGGCCUUCUUCCUGGCCUUCGGCCGCACCAAGAAGCGGGACCUCUUCUACAACGAGAUUAAGGCCCGGUCGGGCCACGACAACAAGACGGUGUACGAGUACCUGUUCACCCAGCGGCGGAUGCGCCGGGCCCCCCUGCCGCGGGGGAAGAAGCCGGCCAAGAGCCCCAAGCCGCGCUGCAACCGGAGACAGCUCCACGUCAACUUCAAGGAGAUGGGCUGGGAUGACUGGAUCAUCGCGCCCCUGGAGUACGAGGCUCACCACUGCGACGGGGCGUGCGACUUCCCCAUCCGCUCGCACCUGGAGCCCACCAACCACGCCAUCAUCCAGACCCUCAUGAACUCCAUGGACCCGGACUCCACCCCGCCGACCUGCUGCGUGCCCACCCGCCUCAGCCCCAUCAGCAUCCUCUACAUCGACUCGGCCAACAACGUGGUCUACAAGCAGUACGAGGACAUGGUGGUGGAGUCCUGCGGGUGCAGGUAGCGACUCCGCGGCCGCCAACGGAAAAACCCCCGCCGUCAGCGCCCCGUCCCGAAUCUCUCAGAGACUCACCCUGCUGAAAAGAAACAGCUCAAGCUAGGUCUUGAAACAGCUGGUAGCUGGUUGACCGGUUCAGACCAGCUCCACACUCAACGUGGUUCAACCAGCUCAAGAUAUGUUUUGAAACAGCUGGUAGCUGGUUGACCAGUUCAGACCAGCUCCAUACUCAACAUGGUUCAACCAGCUCAAGAUGUUUUGAAACAGCUGGUAGCUGGUUGACCAGUUCAGACCAGCUCCAUACUCAACAUGGUUCAACCAGCUCAAGAUGUUUUGAAACAGCUGGUAGCUGGUUGACCAGUUCAGACCAGCUCCAUACUCAACAUGGUUCGACCAGCUCAAGAUAUGUUUUGAAACAGCUGGUAGCUGGUAGAUCGGUUCAGACUAGCUCCAUACUCAACAUGGUCUGACCAGCUCAAGCUAGGUUUUGAAACUUGGUCAUUUCAAGCUGGUCAUAGCUGGAUUUUACACCAGGCAGAGACUCGGACUUGCCUUAUCAGACUGCAGAAAGGGUGCAGGACCUUGCCCCGUGGGUGGCCCUUAUUUGAAGUCAAGUCUGCCGAUUAGUGAGAAAAGAUUCAGUUGAUUCAUAUCAGUAGAUUUAUAUAAGGUCUAUUGAUUCAUAUCAGUUGAUUGUUUCUGUCUCAUAGACUUGGUUUACUGGUAGCACUGGCAAGCUGAACAAUGCAGCGUGGUAGCUUUGCUUUCUGGUGCAAAACUCCACACACAGCAGUCGGUGGCGGGUUGAGAAUAAGGACCAUGUUCAGACCCAGAUGCUGCUGAAUGACAUUGAGUUCCCACAUGCUCCCUUCCUGCUCCUGCCCCCCACAAAAUGGACGCUGUGUGAUCUCAGGUAUGUCUCCAAUGGGAUGAUGUAAGCAGCAGAAAGGGAAAGAUCCGUACCGUUUGCAUCAGCGGCCGCCAUUGACUUUAAUCCCCAAACUCCAUACGACCCUGCCAAUUACUGGUUAACUGAAUGUAAACAAGAGCCACGUUAUAUUCCUACGUGGAAACCAGUA
Molecule: messenger RNA, 2684 nt
Organism: Conger conger (European conger)
Lineage: Eukaryota; Metazoa; Chordata; Actinopteri; Anguilliformes; Congridae
Gene: gdf5
Product: growth differentiation factor 5
Exons: 2
Coding region: 1-1611 (536 amino acids)
Biological process (GO): SMAD protein signal transduction; BMP signaling pathway
Cellular component (GO): extracellular region
Molecular function (GO): growth factor activity; cytokine activity
Source: RefSeq, a predicted model, not a curated record